CUUGACGUGGCAACCUCUCGUUGGUUGCCCCUGCGGCGAGUGCGGCACGGUUACCCAUCGCAUUAAAUGCGAUGGGUAUAUAUAUCCGAAGAGAAAGGUGAGAGAUUCACUUUCUCUUCGUUUCUUCUCCCUUUUUCUCUUUGAGUCUUCAUAUUGUUCUUCAUCUUCUUCAAACUUUCUUCAAAUCUUCAAACUUUCUUCAAGUUUUUUCCAGCUUUUUCUUGAAAUAUGAGCGAAGAACAUCAAGAAGCUCCUGCUAGUGAGGAGGGGCCAGUCCCAGUCCUGAGAUGGGACUUAGGUUUAUUCGAACAGAUCGUUCGAAGUUUUAGGUUUCCACCGGAGUGGGAUGCCCGGUACCCUGCUCAGGGUCAGACCGCGGCUGAUGCCCCACCCGGUUACAUUACUUUGUUCGAAGACUUCUUCCUUCAAGGAAACUUCCGGCUGCCGGCGACUAACUUCUUUGGUAGCAUAUUGUCCUACUACAAGUUUCAUAUCUCACAGUUAAGCCCACCUGGGAUGGUGAGGGUGAGGCACUUUGAGUUCUUGUGUCAAUCUCACGGCAUUGAACCGACGGUGAAUAAGUUUCGUGUCUUCUAUCAACUGCAAAGAACAAUGGGGUUCUUUUCUUUUGCUAGCCGUGGUACGGCUAAGAAGAUUUUGUUGAAUCCUCCCAAGAGUUUCCAUGACUGGAAACCCAAGUUCUUCUUCAUCCGGGAGGAAGUCUUGCCAAUAGCUAUGCCGUUUAGGGAAUGGACCGAGGUUAUACCAAAGGAGGACCUUCCUAUACCGAAGUCUGCUCAGUGGUAUCAGCAGCUUACCGCAACCCCUAACCGGGUAUUUGGGGAGAAUGUUCUGGUUGCUGCCAAGAUGAGUGACCAGUGGUCACCUAGUAGCAGGGAACUCCCGGUCUUGAAGAUCGGGGAUCAAGAGACGCAACUCUAUCAGGCUGCCUUCCCAGCCUUUGGUGGCUCCAUGGGCGUUCGCCCUCUGCGCGAUGAUGAGGAAGGCUGGUAUGACCAGAUAAAGGGGAACUUCAUGUUUCCUGCUGCUGACGCCUUCGCCUCGCCGCCGGAUGCAACUGAAGGUGUGUUGCGCGAUCUGGGGGUUGACCCAGAGGAGAAGAAGAAGAAACCUUCGAAGAAGAAAAAGAAGGCGGAUGUUGAAGUGACCAGCAAGGGUCCUGGCGCCAGUCGCGCAACUACUGCUGCUGUCAAAGCUAUGGGAAAGACUGGCGCUGGUGGGUCAAAGGGCUCUGGGAGCGCGGGUUCUCGUAACCCGGAUGCUGACGCAACGCCAUCUCAACCUGAGGAUGAAGAAGAAGAGGAAGAAGAGACUGCCCCGUUGAUUGGAAGAAAGAGGGGUAGAAGCGAGGCGACAACUGGUAUGGCCUCUGCGCCUGUUUCAGUUGUUAUUCCCGUUGUUGGGAAGAAGAGCAAGUUGCGCUCGUUAUACCAGUUUUCUCCUGAGAUCAAGAAGAAGACCCCUGAAAAGGGGGUUAAGUUUGUUGAACCCAGCACGAAAAGACCUAAGGUUGCCACUGAACCUUCCGAUUCUGCUGCGCGUGAUGCUGCGAAAACUGCUGAAGCGCAGCGAAAGGCAGAAGAGGAUCGGAGGAAAGAAGAGAGUAGGAUUGCUGCGCAGAAGAAGGCUGAAGAGCUAAAGCGCAAAGAAGAGGAAGAGAAAAAGAGGAAGGAGGAGGAGGAGAGAAAGCUGGAGGCGGAGAGGAAGAGGAAAGCGGAAGAGGAGAGAAAGCUGAGGGAGGAGGCGGAUAGGCAGAGGAAGGCGGAAGAGGCGAGGAAAGAAAGAGCUGCCGAUCAGUCUUCUGUUCAAGGGCAGUCUGGUGUCCCAAAACCUCCCCCUGCUGCGCCGAUUGUUACUUCUAAGGGGUUAGGGCGCUAUGUGUCUAGUGGUGCAAGCUCUGGAGGAGCUGGGGGCUAUAACCCCAAUGUGAUAGGUGCGAAGGAUACCGUCGGGGACAUAUAUUAUAAAACUUAUACUGAAGAGGAACGUGGUGAUGCUCCUCAUCAAGCCCCUUGGAGCUUAAGGCAGAAGGAUACGUUUGUUGAAUUUGGUCCUUCUCGCGAUUGGUACUUGAACCAAUUCACUCCUGGCGAAGUUAACCGUCAAAAGGCGAAGCCGCAUGAAAUGUUGUACCGCACUUACAUUCUUGCCGAGGCCAACGCUCGAUCUGCUAACCAUCAGAUAGUUCGUGAAUGGCGAACAAUGGUCAGAGAGCGCGCCGACUGGGAGGCUUACCGAGAACGUGUGCUAAAACGUGUUGGUGAAUUUGAGAAGGCUAAGGCCACAUUUGAUGAGGAGAAAGCCAAGUUUGAGGCUGAUAGGAAAGCUGAAGAGUGGGGUCGCGAGGGCCUGCAAAAGAAACUUCAUAAUGUGGAAGAGCAACUGGCCAAGGAGAAGGCCGAGUUCAAGCGCAUCUGCGCCCAGGACAACGAGCGCGCCUAUGCGGCUCGACAAAAAAAUGUUGGUCUUGAGGCUAAGAUAGCGGAGCUGACAUCGAAGGUGGAGGAAGCGCAGGUUGAGACAGCCGCUAAACAACAGAUGGAGGUUGAGUUGUCUGAAGCUAAGGUUCAGCUGUCCACCAAGGACAAAGAUCUCCAGGCCAAGGACGUUGAGAUUGCGGAGCUCAAACGUCGCUUGGAUGAACAAAUCGACAGAUGUGAGUCCCUGGAGAUCGACCUUGAGGCAGAGAAGGUCAAGGCCAUCGAUGCUGAGGAGGCGCGUGCUGUCAGCACUGCGGCGCUUAACGUGGCUCAGACAAAUUAUUCUGAGGCCCAAGGCAUUGUGGACACGCUUGUUUCUGAAGCAGAAUGGAUGCGCACUCGGGGAAUAGUGCUGGUUGCCAAUUCCAUCUUGAACGCCGGCGAGCUAGAUCGCGCUGUUGCUGCUCUUACGGAUGCGGCGCGUGCAGUUGGUCAUCGGGGAGGUUACCUGGAGUGUGCUGAUCACGUUGAGCGAAUGCUGGGACAAGAAUUCGAUACAAGUCAUUGCUCAGUGACGGAACAAGCUGAUGCUGCGCUGGCCAGUGCUGAGAAUUCAUAUGACAACCUCUCCUUGCCCAUCAUGGACUUGGUUGUUAGUGCCUUAAAAAAGGAUGAUUGGUGUCAGCGCCUCAAGGCGAUCCUUGAUCCACCGAUUACUGUUGAAUCAUCUGAUGAGGAAGCAGCUGGUGAUGAUGGCGGAGGUGAUGACGAUGGCGACGAUGGUGAGGGGAACGAAGAUGAUGAUGGUGAGAAGAAAGAAGACAAGUAG
This is a messenger RNA of Helianthus annuus (common sunflower), 3270 nucleotides long. RefSeq lists its product as uncharacterized. The coding region runs from base 229 to 3270 and encodes 1013 amino acids. The transcript has 7 exons. The record is from RefSeq and is a predicted model, not a curated record. Lineage: Eukaryota; Viridiplantae; Streptophyta; Magnoliopsida; Asterales; Asteraceae.